Molecule: messenger RNA, 1009 nt
Organism: Stylophora pistillata
Lineage: Eukaryota; Metazoa; Cnidaria; Anthozoa; Scleractinia; Pocilloporidae
Source: RefSeq, a predicted model, not a curated record
CUCAAAACUAUUAGCUUGCAAUUGAGAAGCUUUCAGUCAGUUUCAAUUGAUAUUCCGUUAUAUCCCACCUUAUCUUUCAACAAUGUCUUUUCUUUUGUAUGAACAGAUUCUCGUAGAGUUUGGAGUCUCCAAAAAAGUGCUGACCAGCUCUGGAGAGCACCAUGAAGUAAUCAAUGUUAUUAAAACUGCUUUUAAUAUCAAAGAAGAGAUUUUUCUACAAAAGUUUGACCAGGAUUGGCAGGAGUACAUUGAUUUUCCAGAAGGAAAGUUUGAAAACAAAGCAAGAGUAAAGGUUAUAUUGAAGCCAAAUAAAGAGGUUCCAGACACCCCAGCAACAGCAACACCAAGCAGCACAUGUACUAUAUCAACAACAGCAGGUAAUCCCUUAAGACAAGAGGCACAGGUGCAGGCUACUCUUCUAAUCAACAAUGGGAAAAUCCAAGUUGGCCCAAAAGCCAAGGUUUGUGAUAUUAGUAAUUAUGAUCAAAUUAAAUGUCUUGGGUCAUUUUAUAGUAUUGUCAGACCCAUGAUGAUGAAUAAUCCUUAGCUUGAAAAAGAAAACAAUCCCUACGAGCAAGAGCCACUACAGUAAACACCCGCAUAUAAGAACACAUGAAUUAAGAACAUCAGGCUGAAAUUUUGCAAAUAAAGCACCAUUUUUAUAAGAACAAAAUCAGCCUGGAAAUAUAAAAUGUUCUUAUAAAGUGGAUAAGACAGUAAAAAAUUCUGAUCACACAGAGGCCUGCUGCCAGACAACCACAGCUCAUCAGCUGUGAUGCUGCUUUGCAUUUUCUUUUAGCUUUUUUCCCUUCAAAAUAAUCUACGUAGUUUAUACUUGAAGGGAGACUUACAGUACUGUGCUAUUCUUAAUACACCUCGAUUUCAACAACAAAAUUUAAGAACAAUUUAAGAACACCUUCAGGCUGAUUUUUCACUAAACUCCCGAUAAAUAAGAACCUGAUCAGCCUGACCUCCAAAAUCAUGUGUUCUUAUAUGCGGGUGUUUACUG